Messenger RNA from Parastagonospora nodorum SN15, 999 nucleotides. RefSeq lists its product as hypothetical. Lineage: Eukaryota; Fungi; Ascomycota; Dothideomycetes; Pleosporales; Phaeosphaeriaceae. Bases 1 to 999 code for a protein of 332 amino acids. The record is from RefSeq and is a predicted model, not a curated record. The transcript has 2 exons.
AUGGCUCAGUCAGAUCCUAGAAACAUCGAUACGUCAUGCUUUGUUGGUCAGGCACGCAACAUGGGUCAGGGCCUUUUCACCAUGCAGUCAGAUGAUCAAUGCAGCGAAGAUCUUCCGAACACGCGACAGUCUGAAGACUUUGCAAAACCCUUUAGGUUGCUGGAUCUACCAACAGAGAUCCGCCUCAUGAUUUACGAGGAGCUGGACGUUGUCUACAAGCGACACAUUGUCCCACUCUCUCUGGGAGGAGGUGGACAUUACGGCACACUGAUCAAUGCGUCUCUCGAGGGUGUUCGUAUCCUACAGACAUGCCGUACGAUCAAUGAUGAGGCAAGCUACAUCAUGAAGCCGGCUCUCACACAUUUGUCAGCAAAGCCAGCAACAAUGAUCGUCAAGCCAGAAGACUUGGUCGCACUUACCUCGAUGGGGGACUUUAACACUUUCCAUCGAAACCUUUUUAGAGCGCCUCCUAAGCGGCUAAUAUCGGCCAUCAUCGCCUACCGCACUGGCCGAGCAGGAAUCGCGGAGCUUCGACGGGCCUUUCGUGCCCCCAAAGAGAUCGAUGACGAAGUCCUGAAGGCCAUAGGCACGUUCAUCCUCCGCAUAGCUGAAUGCAGCAAGAACGUGCCUGAAUCGCCGCCCGUCCGCGUUGUCAUCGAAAUGCUUGUAUCGUUCAGGCGUCCCUUCUAUACGGUCACCUUUUCGCGGCUUAGGCGAACCUGGUACAAGAUAGUUCGUGGAGAGCCUCACCCACAAAGCCGCACUGUGCAGACGACUCGUCGACGCGUUCUGAACUGUUUCGCACAUCGUACGUCAUAUUCCUCCACAUCAGUGGCCGUGUUGUUGCAUUUUUCCAGCCCACUGGACAUGUACUACGAUCUCCCGAAUUUGCAGCAGAUUCUGGAGAACGCCAUUGUGAGCGGAAUUGCUGCGGCUAGAGCUCACCGUGCGCUUGGAACGGUCGAGUACGCCGACUUGUAUAACCCUACCGAGCUGUAG